Molecule: messenger RNA, 510 nt
Organism: Nilaparvata lugens (brown planthopper)
Lineage: Eukaryota; Metazoa; Arthropoda; Insecta; Hemiptera; Delphacidae
Exons: 4
Coding region: 68-436 (122 amino acids)
Source: RefSeq, a predicted model, not a curated record
UACUUCAUCUCUGCCUUCAAUUGAAUCAGCUCAUAAACAAUACCAACGACGACUAUUCCUGUUUAUCAUGUUGAUAAUCCAUCUAGCCGAAUUACACGCUUCGCCGUCUUCAGUGAGCUCUGGAGAGACAACAAUUGAGAAACCUCAAAUUUUUGAUUCACACUAUACACUGGCAAUUUUUAAAAGUUUGGCAAAGGAGGAUCACAGACAGAAGAGACAAGCAUGCAGAGGUAGUGACCAAUGUGACACCAACCAAUGGUGCUACCAGAAUAGGUGCGAGUAUCCUUGUCCGGAGAUGGAUUGUCCAAACGAGGUAUCGCCACAGGACGGCAUCUGCAUAAUCAUCAAUCAUCAACCAAGAUGUGUCGAUCCUUUUUACAAUCCGAAUAAUCCCUUGGAGGUGGAAGAAUUCAACCUCAUACCUCAGAAUUAUUAGGCUUACUUCAGUUCAUGGAAGAAAGGAUGAGAAAUAUCUAUUCAAUUUACAAAUUAUUAUUUCAUUAACCAAAA